Molecule: messenger RNA, 3655 nt
Organism: Hyalella azteca
Lineage: Eukaryota; Metazoa; Arthropoda; Malacostraca; Amphipoda; Hyalellidae
Product: tetratricopeptide repeat protein 39B
Exons: 17
Coding region: 82-2415 (777 amino acids)
Source: RefSeq, a predicted model, not a curated record
GUGUUCGACCUCGGACGCGGACUCGCAUAUCAGUCGGGUCUUAGCAGUGGUGUAGUGUGGUUAUAUGCUAAGUCUGCCAUCAUGUCCGAUGAAAAUGUGGACUUCGCUGAAGAGGUGUUCGAGGACGCGCUGGAAGACACCUGCCCCAUGGACCUGACGGCGGCGAUGCAGGCGGCGAGCCACGCUGUCAACCUCUUCUUCAACAACAGAUUUGAGGACGCCAGGAACAUCCUCAAGCCCUGGUUGGUUGUGGUGAAAGGCAGCGGUGUUGGUCCUUCUGUCAAGUUUAGGACCUUGUCGUCGUCUGAUGCACCGCCUUCGUCGUCCUCCGUCGCCAAGCCUUCGAUAGGCUGCGGCGUUGUGGUGGCGGUGGUGCAGAGCUGUGGUGCUGGUGUUGUGGUAGUGGUGCCAGGCUGCGGUGUUGUGGUGGUGGUGGUGCAGAGCUGUGGUGCUGGUGUUGUGGUAGUGGUGCCAGGCUGCGGUGUUGUGGUGGUGGUGGUGGCGGUGGUGCAAGGCUGCGGCGUUGUGGUGGCGGUGGUGCAGAGCUGUGGUGCUGGUGUUGUGGUAGUGGUGUCUAGCCGUGCACUCGCUGGCCAGAAAGACAUCGAGACGGCGGCCGAGACGCUGAAGCAGAGCCUGGAGGUGUGCAGCAGAUACCGACGCAGGGCGGGGCUGGGGGAGAGCCUGGGCAAGAUGGUUAAGAGGCCGGACUAUAACACCUACACUGACGAGGAGAUGCACGCUGAGCUGUGCUACGCGGAGGCGCUGCUGCUGCGCGCCGUGCUGUCCUUCAUUGAGGACGAGACGUUGAUAUCCUUCGUGAAGGGCGGGAUCAAGAUACGUGCCUGCUACCAGUCCUACAAGGAGUGCUGGUACAUGCUGGAGUCGCGUCGGUGGGAGGGCAACGACGACAAGCGUCACUUCGAGUCUGGCGUGCGCAUGGGCGUGGGCUCUUUCAACCUGCUGAUCUCCCAGCUGCCGGGCCGCGUCCUCAAGCUGCUCGAGUUCGUCGGCUUCUCCGGCAACAAAUCGUGUCAGUACCUGGGGCUGUCGGAGCUGCAGAAGGGCUUCGAGUUACGGGGAUCUCUGCGUCGCGUGCUGUGCGGUCUUAUCCUGCUGGGGUCUCAUCUCAUCUUCGCCUACGUCCUGGGCACUUCUGAUGGCGACAUACACCUCGCCCAGACCAUACUGGACGACCAGCUCCAGUUGUACCCGAACGGAGCGUUGUUCCUGUUCUUCGCCGGGCGACUGCACUACGUCAAAGCAGAGUUCGCGCAGGCCGCUGAGUUCUACCACAAGUCCUGGGCGAGCCAGAACCAGUGGCGGCACUUCCAUCAUGUCUGCUACUGGGAGCUGAUGUGGUGUGGCAUCAUGACGGCACAGUGGCAUGAAGGCGUACGGUACGCAGGUAUGCUGCUGGAGGAGAACAAAUGGUCGCGGGCAACUUACGCUUACAUCAAAGCCUGCUGCCUCUGCAUGCAGGACGACCUCACCGACGACCAGCGCCGCGACCUUAGGGAGACCAUGAGAAGCAUCCCAGGGCUGAAGCAGCGUAUCGCAGGCAAGAGUUUGCCCGUGGAGAAGUUCGCGGUGAAGAAGUCGCUGCGGUUCUUCGCUCAGCAGGAGCGUCUCACGCUGGCGGCGCUGGAGCUCAUCUACGCCUGGAACGGCUUCCGGGUGCUGGGGGGCAGCUUUGAGUGCCUGGACCGCCUCUACGCCCUGGCCGACGCCCAGACGCUGCGACUUGCUGGGCUGCCGGCGCGGGAUCAGGGCGACUGUCACUGGGACGACGUGUUGCUGGCGCACUUCCUGAAGGGCUGCUGCCUGGCACAGAUGAAGGCCCCCCUUCAGGCCGCUGAGUGCUUCACCUUCGUCAUCAGUAACGAGAAGAAGCUGAAGGAGGACAAAUAUCUCGUGCCCAGCGCCCUUCUCGAGGUGGCACUUCUGCAUGUGUAUGGCGAGAAGGGCGACCUGGACCAGGCUCGCACCAUCCUCGAGUAUGCCAAGAACAACUACAAGGGCUACAGCCUAGAGUCGCGGCUGCACUUCAGGAUGCACGGGAUGCUCAACAAGAUCACGGCCAUACAGAAGGGGCUCGAGACGCUGCACACCACCACUCCCACGCAGGCCGUGCCCUCGCAGCUGGUGCCCUCGGAGGUGGUGCCCUCGCAGGAUGCCGCCCCCGUCGGGCGCCAGGAACAGGCCAACGGGGGUUCACAGGGCAGUCCCCAGGACUUGGGGAGUCCCAGCUCGCUUGGGGUGCCUGAGGGGGAGGGGGGGACGAGGUACCCGGGGAUCAGCAGGUCCCCGUCCCCCUUCCCUGCUGGGGACGACAAGGGGGCGGCCUUCAAAGAUCUUCCUGAAGCCUCUGAAGUGCUCAACAUGAAGGCCUUCUGCAACAUGAAGAUUACUUAGUAAUCGCUUAAUGGUGAUUUUUGGUGACUAUUGGUGACUUAAUUGUGAUCUAGUGAUGACUGAAUGGUUACCUAAUUGUGACUAGUGGUGACCUUAUGCUGAUCUAGUGGUGACCUAAUGGUGACCUAACGGUGACCUAGUGGUGAUCUUACGGUGACCUAACGGUGGCCUAAUGGUGACCUUACGGUGACUAGUGGUGACUUAGUGAUGACUUAAUGGUGACUAGUGUUGACUACUGGUGACUAGUGGUGAUCUAUUGGUGACUAGUGGUGAUUUUAUGAUGACUUCGUGCCUGUUUGACUCACUCCGAUGUUUCAGUUGGGCUUCCACUCACCGCGGCGGCGGCGUUGAACUGAUGAUAUGCAGUCGUGCGCCCCGAUGUUCAUUAUGAAUCUACUUAAUAAAUUAAAAUUCUUCAUGAAUUUAUUCAAUGAAUGGAGUUCAUUAUGAGCGCAUACAACAAAUUAACGCUCAUUACGAGUUUACUCAGCAAGUGUUAGAAUAUUGUAGGGAGAAGAAUUUUAGUGCGCUAUAUGACAGUAUUUCUACUAAGUUCAUUUAUGUUGAACUGACUUGUGAUUUUAAUUUUAUUGUCCCUUUUAUUUGCCUGUACAAAACUUGAUUUUAGUCUCCCUCUUAUGUUCCUGGUAUUUUUGUUGCUUUUCCGUCACUCGUUUAUAUUCAUCAUGUACAAUUAUAUAAAAUUACCAUCAUUUUUGUGAUAGUUCACUUGUGACGCCUUCUACUGCUCGUAGUUUAUAUAGACUAUUCCUGCGUACUUUUAUUUAUAUAUGCAAGUUUGAUUGACGACCAGAGCAUGCUUCUUAUUAACAAUCUUCAUAUUUGUUUUUUUAAUGAGUCGAACGAAAUAUCUUAAUAGCGCCGGGAGAUCAAAAAGCAGGUUACCAAAUGACAUUUUAAUGGACUGCGACGUUUCGAAAAUAUAAAAUUCAUUAUCAAGUUAAGAGAAACAUUAAAUUGGAUUGAACUCAACUAUCCAUUUUGGAUUGGGCCCCAGCUAUCCAUUUUGGAUUGGGCCCCAGCUAUCCAUUUUGGAUUGGACCCCAUCUAUCUAUUUCCAAACUACCGGAUUCGUCUAAACUUUGAGAUUGUUUGCGGAGGAACUCUCUGACUCGAAAUAUUUGUGUUGUAUCUUAUUUACGCGCUUUAUGUACCUAUGUCCAACUAAAUUCCAUUAUUAAAUGCUUCUCUUAACUUAAAAAUGAAUGUUGCCACAUUC